AUGCUCGGAGUAACGUUACUCAACAGAAGAAGAAACUCCUGGCUCUAUAAAAAGCUGAAGCUACGCGAAGUUCGGUUGGAAGCUGUGAAGAGAAAAUGGCUUUUCACAAAGAAGAUCGCUGUAGGAGAAGACCUUGGGCGAAGAAAAUUGGGGAAUGGCGUCCAUGGGCUGAAACGCGUGGAGUUGCACGACCAGGACCCCAUUGGCGAGAUCACCUACGAGCCGUUUUUGGUCAAAGAUUGGUUGCGUUGCGCGAACCGACAAAGAUCCCUUCAAAUAUUCCAUUAUUCAGCAGAUUCAACAUUUUCCUGGAGACUGAAUGAAUGUUAAACUUCAAAUUUUUUCUCAAUUAUUUAUCACGCUCAAUGUGAUUUUUUCGAAACAAAAUUUACCACUUUCUAGUGGUUCUACUUCCGUGCGCUUGAAAAAUGAGCAAUUUCUCUUUUUAAUCUCUUGGAAUGAAUAAUCACAAAAGAUAUGACGAAGAGUACAGAUCCGUCUCAUACCUAUCAAGAAAUCAAAAUCAGCUAAACUGAUAAUUUUUUGAUAACUAAAACUAGAAUUUGAUAACAAAAUCGUAUCGUACAACAAACUAACGACGGAUAAUAUUCGUCAUAUCAGAAAAACCGACUCAGUGUCUGUUGUUCUUGAUUACGUGUCAUGUUAUCAGGACAAAUUUUAGGUCAUUUCGAUCUUGGAUCUUGGAAAAAUGAUGUGAUCGUGACGUCGGAGCCUGAAAAAUGGAUCCAUGUCUUGGAAGCUUAUCAGCCACGUUUCUUAUCGAUAAAUUGAUAUAUAAACAGUUGAACAGGCUGCUGAAUUCGUAGCAUCAGUGCAACAACCAGCCAUGAAAACUGCUCUCGUCCUCCUUCUCGUCGGCGUUUUCGGUUCGUUCAAUUUUUUUUGUCACAAAAAAUUGAAAAUUUAUAAGCAUUCAAGAUUUUCACAAGGAUAACUUCUUUACAAGAAAAGAUGAUUCCUAGCAUUUUGUUCAUCUUUUGUAGAUAAAAAAUUGUAAUUAUUCGAAAUUUUUCAGCACACAACCUCAUUGCUCAGCAGAGCUGCUCCUCGGAUCAAAAUGAUGUAAGUUAAUUUUUCUUUCGAAUAUUAAACUUUCAAUCAUUUUUUCUUGUAUAGUCCAGCUGAGGGGCCUGAAGAAGAUGGACCAAAUUUCAAGAAAAAAAUUUUUUUUACGAGGUCAUUCAAGACUUUUAACCACCUUUCAAAAGAUUUUUUUCAGCUAACUUUCCCUUUUUCAGCAAGCCAAGGGCUGUUUCUCAACCUGGCUGAACAGCUACAACGUCUCGUCGUCGCAAGUCACUUUCCAGAACUUUUUCGCCGCUCGGUUGGCUCUUUUCAACGCGUCAGGCCCAGCUGGAUUCGACCAGUCCUGCACGUUCGUUUUUAGAGUAUCUAAUGUUUUUUAAUUUGUGCUGGUCUUGUUCUACAUCCAUUGAAAUUUGAAUCUGGCCUCUAGAAAGCUAUUUUCAGGUGGCAAUUGGCCCUGGACACCUGCCUCCAAGGAGUCGACCUCAACUCCUGCCUGACCCCUGCCAGCUUCGCCAACUGGUUCAACUCUCCUCCCAACGAUUCCUUUGAAUUCCGUACCUUCUACUACGUUGGAGACUACCAAUGCACUGACGGACGUCAAGGUGAAAACUAUUGAAACUUGCAAAAAUCACGAGCGGGACGGACCCUGCGACCUCUGAAAUGUCGAAUUUAUCUUUAACCAAUCGACUAUGUUGCAGUCCUCUCCAAGAACUGGAACUGCAUCCUGAAGGUGGACACCUACGAGUCCAGCGACUUGCAAUCCUGCUACAAUACCUACAUCGCCUCGGUCAACAACGGAACCGACGUCUGCAAGUGAGUUCGUUACGACUUUAAACAGGCUUGCCUGUCUGCGCCCUCCUCUCCUUCACCGGCGAGGUCAUGAGAAAAUACCAAGAGCGCAAAAAUUUGAACAAUUUCAAGCUAUAGAGAUCAAAUUGAAAAGAUUAAAUCAAUAUUUGCAGGGCCUACAACCAGUACAUCAACUGCAUGGACAGCUUGUAUGCAAUUAUUUGCGGACCGGCCGUUCGCCCCUACAUGUGCCAAAUGGAUGAGAUCGGCUUCGAGGUGAGCACCUCUCUAACCGUCUGCGCUCUCUCUUUCUCUCGCCUACAGAAAAAAAUCAUCAAGAGAACGAGAGAGCGCAGACAGUUAGACCAUGAUAAUUAUCUACUGAGCGCAUUUACCCGCCCUGUUUUUGACUAUCAAAAAUGAGCUCCAACGUUAAUACUGUUCCUAUCGCUUCUCUUAUGCUACUUAAUGCCACCAAGCGCAAGUAGUUUCUAGUCGGGCGCAAAAUCAAGACGCAGUCUUUUUACAGAAGAUAGGGCUUAUUGAGCGCUGAAAAACGAUUUUCAUAAAAACCAACGCCUUCUCAAAGUGAAAAUAAGAAAAGACGAAUUUUCAGGUCAACUACGGCGGCUGCAACAAGACCCUCCAGCACUGCUUCUGA
Caenorhabditis auriculariae is the source of this 2500-nucleotide messenger RNA. Lineage: Eukaryota; Metazoa; Nematoda; Chromadorea; Rhabditida; Rhabditidae. The record is from the annotation of a GenBank genome assembly.